GGUGAGAGGCCUUUCUCAUGUGGGACCUGUGGAAAGAGUUUCAGUGUAAAAACGAAUUUAACUAGGCAUAUGAGAAUUCACACAGGUGAGAAGCCUUUCACUUGUUCAACCUGUGGAAAGAGUUUCAGUGACAGAGGGACUUUAACUCAGCAUAUGAGAAUUCACACAGGUGAGAAGCCUUUCACUUGUGGGACCUGUGGCAAGAGUUACAGACAAAAAACGAUUUUAACUCGGCAUAUGAGAAUUCACACAGGUGAGAAGCCUUUCACUUGUUCAACCUGUGGAAAGAGUUUCAGUGACAGAGGGACUUUAACUCAGCAUAUGAGAAUUCACACAGGUGAGAGGCCUUUCACUUGUUCAACCUGUGGAAAGAGUUUCAGUGACAGAGGGACUUUAACUAAACAUAUGAGAAUUCACACAGGUGAGAAGCCUUUCUGGUGUGAGACGUGUGGAAAGAGUUUCAGUGACAGAGAGACUUUAACUCAGCAUAUGAGAAUUCACACAGGUGAGAAGCCUUUCACUUGUAGGUCCUGUGGAAAGAGUUUCAGUGAAGGAGGGACUUUAACUCAGCAUAUGAGAAUUCACACAGGUGAGAAGCCUUUCACUUGUUCAACCUGUGGAAAGAGUUUCAGUGACAGAGGGACUUUAACUCAGCAUAUGAGAAUUCACACAGGUGAGAAGCCUUUCACUUGUUCAACCUGUGGAAAGAGU
Molecule: messenger RNA, 711 nt
Organism: Poeciliopsis prolifica (blackstripe livebearer)
Lineage: Eukaryota; Metazoa; Chordata; Actinopteri; Cyprinodontiformes; Poeciliidae
Product: gastrula zinc finger protein XlCGF57.1-like
Exons: 2
Source: RefSeq, a predicted model, not a curated record